Conger conger (European conger) is the source of this 3093-nucleotide messenger RNA. Its product is annotated as solute carrier family 12 member 1-like. Bases 1 to 3093 code for a protein of 1030 amino acids. Gene Ontology annotation, cellular component: membrane. Gene Ontology annotation, molecular function: sodium:potassium:chloride symporter activity. NCBI's taxonomy places the organism in Eukaryota, Metazoa, Chordata, Actinopteri, Anguilliformes, Congridae. The transcript is spliced from 26 exons. Gene Ontology annotation, biological process: potassium ion homeostasis; cell volume homeostasis; sodium ion homeostasis. The record is from RefSeq and is a predicted model, not a curated record.
AUGGAGGUGUUCACUUCCAGCACGGGCGAGAACGAGAACCCGGCCUUCGAGCCCGCGGGGGACGAGCCCCCGCCGUACGAGACGCCCUUCUCCGGCAGCGAGCACAGGGACAUCCGGCCCUCAGUGGUCAGCGCCUUCGGCCACAACACGCUGGACCGCGCGCCCCGGAUCGAGCACUACCGCAACGCGGGGAGUGUCAGCGGUCACCGCGCGGUCCGGCCCUCCCUGCAGGAGCUGCGCGACGUCUUCCAGAAGGUGAGCCCCCGCCCGAACGCACGCCCGCACGUCACCUCCGGCGAUGGGACCCCCUCAGUGGACUUUGAGUCCUUCCCUCCCCCGGAGAAGAGUGGAGUGGUCAAAUUCGGCUGGAUCACGGGCGUGCUGGUGAGGUGCAUGCUGAACAUCUGGGGGGUGAUGCUGUUCAUCCGUCUCUCCUGGGUGUUCGGUCAAGCUGGCGUUGGCCUGGGAACUGUGGUCAUCGCUUUGAGCAUGGUGGUCACCAUCGUCACUGGGCUGUCAAUGUCUGCCAUCUGUACCAACGGAGUGGUAAGGGGAGGCGGGGCGUACUACUUGAUCUCCCGCAGUCUUGGACCGGAGUUUGGCGGCUCCAUUGGCCUGAUCUUUGCCUUCGCCAACGCAGUAGCCGUGGCCAUGUAUGUGGUGGGGUUCGCUGAGACGGUUGUGGACCUUCUCGAGGAGCACGACGUCCUCAUGCUGGACGUGGUGAAUGACAUCAGGAUCGUAGGCUGCAUCACCGUGGUGCUGCUCCUGGGGAUCUCGAUAGCUGGCAUGGAGUGGGAAGCCAAGGCUCAGCUUGUUCUGCUGGCCAUCCUCCUGGUCGCCAUCGUCAACGUAUUCGUGGGGACCUUCAUCCCUGCAACAGAGACCAAGAAAUCCCAGGGUUUCUUCGGUUAUCAAUUAUCCAUAUUUUCUGAAAACUUGGGACCAAACUUUCGCAAUGGAGAGACGUUCUUCUCGGUGUUCGCAAUCUUCUUCCCUGCUGCUACAGGCAUUCUGGCUGGUGCCAACAUCUCUGGGGAUCUGAAGGAUGCCCAGUCCGCCAUCCCUAAAGGAACCCUACUGGCCAUAAUAAUCACAGGGGUGACCUAUAUCGCUGUGGCACUCUGUGUGUCGGCCACGGUGGUGCGGGACGCAACCGGGAACGUCACAGACGCCAUCCUGACAGGAAUCACCUGCAACAGCUCAGCUGUAGCCGCGUGCGAGCUGGGCUACGACUUCUCCUCCUGCGCAACCGAAAAAUGCGAAUACGGCCUCAUGAACAACUUUCAGGUCAUGACAAUGGCAUCUGGGUUCGGGCCACUGAUUAUAGCUGGAACAUUCUCUGCCACACUGUCUUCAGCCUUGGCCUCUCUCGUUAGUGCACCCAAAGUCUUUCAGGCGUUGUGUAAGGACAACAUCUACAAGGGACUGGAGUUCUUUGCGAAGGGGCAUGGAAAAAACAACGAGCCAAUCCGCGGUUACGUUCUGACCUUCAUCAUUGCUGUGGCUUUCAUUCUGAUAGCGCAACUCAACGUGAUUGCUCCAAUCAUUUCCAACUUCUUCCUGGCAUCCUAUGCCCUCAUCAACUUCUCCUGUUUCCACGCCUCCUACGCCAAAUCACCAGGAUGGAGACCUGGAUACAAAUACUAUAACAUGUGGCUGUCUCUGUUUGGAGCCGUGCUGUGCUGUGCUGUGAUGUUUGUCAUCAAUUGGUGGGCAGCUCUCAUCACCUAUGCCAUUGAGAUAUUCCUCUACAUCUAUGUUACAGUGAAGAAGCCAGAUGUAAACUGGGGGUCUUCCACCCAAGCUGUGACAUUCAUCAACGCCGUGAACAACACGCUCACUUUGAGCGGAGUGGAUGACCAUGUCAAAAACUUCAGGCCCCAGUGCAUUGUGCUGACCGGAUCCCCCAAGACCAGACCGGCUCUGCUCGACAUCGCCCACUCUUUUACCAAAAACUACGGGCUGUGUCUGACCUGCCAAGUGUUUGUGGGGCCAAAAGCGGAGAACCUCAUGGAGAUGAACAGCAACGUAGAGAAGCACCAGAUGUGGCUCAACAAGAAGAAGCGCAAUGCGUUCUACGCAGGGGUGGCCAACGAGAACUUCAGGGAGGGGGUGGAGAACCUCCUGCAGGCCUCAGGCCUUGGUCGAUUGAAGCCAAACACGCUGGUGAUCGGAUUCAAGAAGAACUGGACAAAAGCCAAAGUGGUGGACGUUCAGAACUACGUUGGUGUCCUGCACGAUGCAUUUGACAUGGAGUACAGCGCAGUGAUACUCAGGAUUGCCGAGGGACUGGAUGUCGCUCACUUCGUCCACGCCGAAGAGGAACUGGACAGGCUGACGAUGGAGCAGCUGGCUCUGGAAAACGAGGACGGUGGGAAGAAAGGGGUAUUCAGGAGGUCCAGGAAACCAUCCAAGCAAGUGCUCACCCCUACAGUGUCUGUCAAUAUACCUCAAUCUGCUGAGGAGGUGAAGGCGAGCCAGAGGCUCCAGGAGGCCAGCAUUCAGUUCCAGAAGAAACAGGGCAAAGGCACUAUUGAUGUUUGGUGGCUCUUUGAUGAUGGAGGUCUGACUCUCCUCAUCCCCUACAUCCUGACCACACGCAAGAAGUGGAAGGACUGCAAGAUGAGGAUCUUCAUCGCUGGAGAACCCGGCCGCGCUGAACAAGAAAAGGCAGACAUCAAGUCCCUUUUGGAGAAAUUCCGGAUCAAAUGUGUGGACAUCAAUGUCAUUGAUGACCUGAACAGUAAACCCCGUGCACACAACUGGACAGCCUUCAAGAACAUGAUCGAGCCUUUCUGCCUUCAUGGAGCGGAUAAAGAGGAGGCCAACACGAGAACAGAGGACUCCUGGAAGAUCACGGACACCGAGCUGGAAUCGUUUGCGGAAAAGACAACUCUUCAAGUCCGACUUAAUGAACUGCUGCAGGAGAACUCGAAAUCUGCCAACCUUAUCAUUGUGAGCAUGCCCAUUGCUCGAAAGGGAGUCUCUGACCAUCUCUACAUGGCCUGGCUGGACAUCCUCACGAAGAACCUUCCACCCACCUUGCUUAUUCGAGGCAACCAAAAGAGCGUGCUGACUUUCUACUCCUGA